AUGAAUCUAAUUCAUCUAGAUCUUUCCAAUACAAACCUGCAAAUCGAUGAGUUUCAGGUGAUUGGAGAUGCAAUGAAAUAGUCUAAGUCCCUUCUAAGUGUGCACUUAAGUGGGAACAGCAUGAAUAAGUAGAUAAAAAAGCAAAUAUCUUAAAAACUGAAAAUAAUUGAUAGAAAAUCUGGCAAAAACAAGCAUAACUAUUUCAGUGGAAAUAACAACAACAACUUCAGUGGGAGUAAUAAUUAGACCUAACUAAACGAUGAAUACAAUCUUUUUGAUGAUGGACAGACACAUGAAAGUGAAAAUGAUGAAUUUUCAAAAAGUGAAGUAUCACGAUCCAACUCAAAUAUGAACCACUAGGCUUCUUAGAAAUUUUAGUAAAACCGAGAUAUUUCUCAGAUCAAUUAAAGCGGGAACAUGAGUUUCUUGAAUGUAACUAAAGGUGGAAUAGAUAAAAUCUUAAUCAAAGAAAAGCCAUAGUUUACCAAUCGCAACUCUAAGGGAAGGUACUUUUCCAUGCCCAAAGAUCAAGUGAUAUUCUCAAGAUUUCUAGGCCACUCUGAAAUUUCUGAAGCCUAUAAAUGGAGCUUGCAAAAUUACUGUCCAGUCUGUGAGAAAUGGCAAUAUGUUAUUUUCAUUUACACUUAGAAAAUAGAGCCCAAUGAGGUAUUCUAACUUUCAAGCUAGAUCUAGAAAUUUGUUUAAAAGAAGCCUGGGUUUUACAAGCAGCUUAUUCCGAAUACAGCAAUAAGGGAGAUAAUAGAUGGCUUCAAGUUGGAUGUCAAAGUCACUGGGUCUUCAGAGAUCACUUAUCAAAAGAGCUUGGAUAUGAUGUCACUGGAGGACUUUGUAGAUAAACUUGAAGACAAUAUGGAAUCUCAUUAUUAAUUUGGUGAGAGAUAAAUACCCAGUGAUGACCACGAUCUGACUCAUGUUAAGAUGCGUCGUUAGAAUAAAAAGAAACUCAGAGACAAUGUGUACAAGGAACGCAAAAAGAUACUUGACUUUCUAGCUUUGGCCUUUCGUCGAUUUAAGAAGAUAGGAGAUGCUCUUAACUACAUCAAUAAGCUGCAUGAAAGAUCUACUCUAAUUGAAGAGGAGCAAGCUAUGUUAUCCUUUAAGGAUAUAGACUGGAAAAGGAACUAAAAACUUAUGGAGAGGUUCAAAAAGUUAGUAGAGGAUCAUAAUCCAAUCAUCAUAUCAAACAAAUUUGUGAAAGAUGGCAAGUCUGUUGAUCUUUAGGCACUGAGAGAUGUUCUGUUUGAUCCAAAGCAGUAUAGUGUAGAUGAAGAGAUAUAUGUCUACGCUGCAAUUGUACCUCCCGGAGUUCAUCACAUUCAAAUGACCUCUUAAAGAAAAUUCUGUUAAAAUCACAGAGAUGAGCAGACCAGCCUUGAGCUUUUGACCAACAAUAAUUUUAUGCCAAACACCUACUCACUUACUCUGGAUGUCCCGAAGCGAAUCAAGGAACUAAAUGUGUUCUAUAAAAAGAAGAAGAAGCGCAGAGUCAAUAGAUACUUCAACAAGGAUAGAAGCUGUUUCAGAUACUGGAGGACAGAUGAUUAGCAAAUAAUCAAUGAUAUGUGCGACAAUGACUUCAGAAAAAUGAAGUAUCACAGAAUGUUAGAGGAUUGCUAUGAAGUUAUUAAGAGUAAUAUCUCAAAGCUUAAAGAAAUCUUCCUUUAUAUCACUAGCAAGUCUUCUUAUCCAAACAUUUCAUGGUUGGAUUUUUCAUACUUCUGCUUUGACUUCAAUAUCCCUGAUAAGUUCUGCACAAUUUCUAAGAUCGAUAUGGCAUUCAUUGCAACUAAUGUAGAACUGGAACGUAAUGAUGACAACCCUGAUAGAGAUCUUAACAGAGCAGAAUUCCUUGAGAUCCUACUUAGACUAGCAAAUGAGAAGUACAAGAAGUCAGGUCAGUGUGAUAAAUUCUCUACAGCACUUAAGAAACUCCUAAAGGAGAAUUUGUUUGCUCACUACGACCCAAUAAUGGGUUACUAGGAUUUUAGAGAAAAGAUACUUUGGAAUCUAGAUGUGGAUGAUAUCUUCAAGGUUAAUGCUCCUGCUAUUAGAAGACUAUUUAACUGCAGCUAGGCUUAAAGCGUGUUAAAAAGAUACUGGACUAUGCAGGACUGCGUGAGCUUCAUCAUGAUGAACUUUCCAAGCUUCGGUAUAACUGAAAACAACUUGAAGCUAUCAUAUGUAUUUUCUAAAAUUACAGUGAUUGAUGAGGACAAUGAAUCAAGAAGGUACAAUCGAAUGAGCUACGUAGAAUUCUUGGAGUUUAUAGGCAGAAUAGCAUAUCUAGUUAAGAUCCCAGAAAUCGCCUAGAAAGAAAUAACUUAGAGAUUAAAGGAUAAAGAAGAGAUAGGGUUCCCUGAAAGAUUAGAAUACACUUUAGACUAGCUUUUGAAUUAUGUUAAUUGUAAAAGAAAACCCAGAGAAAGUCUGAAGGAUUAAUAUGAUACUGAUAGCGAUUAUGAUUGA
This is a messenger RNA of Stylonychia lemnae, 2487 nucleotides long. Lineage: Eukaryota; Ciliophora; Spirotrichea; Sporadotrichida; Oxytrichidae. The record is from the annotation of a GenBank genome assembly.